Bufo gargarizans (Asiatic toad) is the source of this 1367-nucleotide messenger RNA. RefSeq names its product protein ALP1-like. The record is from RefSeq and is a predicted model, not a curated record. Lineage: Eukaryota; Metazoa; Chordata; Amphibia; Anura; Bufonidae. The transcript is spliced from 3 exons. The coding region runs from base 69 to 1259 and encodes 396 amino acids.
UAAUGAUAGUGCAAUGGAGGUGAUCAAUUUCAUGUGUUUGGAGAGAGUGUAUUGGAUUGUUUGCGACCAUGGAAUACUCCAGAAGGCGACCAUUUGCGGCUAUUGUGUCUGCAAUCCUUCUCCUACGUUUGAGGCGUAGGAGAGAGAGCAGGCGACGCUUCUGGGUCCAUCCUGUCAUUGCCAACCGACAGGAAAGGGGACAGUUCUGGGCACUGUACGAGACCCUCCGGGCCCAUGAAGACAAAUUUUGGGCAUACACGCGGAUGUCCAUCACCAGCUUUGAUGAGCUCCUGGGGUUGUUGGGCACCCAUUUACAACGUCAGGACACAUUCAUGCGGGACAGUAUUCCACCAGCGGAAAGACUGAUCAUAACUUUGCGCUAUUUAGCUACAGGCCAAUCGUUGACCAGUCUGCACUACGCCUUCCAGAUCGGGAAAUCCACAGCCAGUGUGAUUGUGAGGGAAACCUGCAGCACCAUUUGGCAGGUCCUUCAUGCUGUUGUGAUGGGCCAACCAAACAAGGAGGAGUGGAUGAAAAUAGCGGAUACUUUUCAAAAUACCUGCAAUUUCCCGAACUGUGUCGGAGCAAUUGAUGGAAAACACAUCCGUGUUCUGAAGCCAAUGAGGAGUGGCAGUCAGUUUUUUAAUUAUAAAAAAUACUUUUCGUUUGUUCUUUUUGCGGUAUGUGAUGCCAACUAUUCUUUUCGUUAUAUCGAUGUGGGGUCCUAUGGCAGCAGCUCGGACUCUGCUGUUUUUGGCCAUUCUGAGUUUGGUCAAUUGCUCAGUAGUAAUGGCCUUGACCUUCCCGGAAACACCACACUGCCUGGCACCAGUUAUCCCUCUAUGCCUUUUGUUUUUGUGGGUGACGAGGCAUUUGGUCUAGGUGAGCACCUUAUGAGGCCAUACUCCUCCCGUAAUUUAUGCAUUAAGCGGCGUGUUUUUAACUAUCGCCUGACCAGAGCACGCAGGGUGGUGGAAUGUGCAUUUGGCAUCUUAGCCAACAAAUGGCGAGUUCUGCACUCUCCCAUAAAUUUGAAAUUGGAGACCGCCAUCUCGGUUGUGAAGGCAGCAUGUGCUCUUCACAAUUUUGUCCGAGAAAGGGAUGGCUUCAAUUUUGAUGAUUCGUUGAGCCAUUCCAUGGAGAGCCAGAAUCGCAGAGGUGUGCGUGGGACCACACAUGCUGCGGCCAUUCGGGACCACUUUGCGGCUUAUUUUAUGUCGCCACAGGGGGAGUUACCGUGGCAAAUGCAAGCCAUUUAAUGGUAUAUUAUUUUGUAUUUUGCAUCUGCUCAAAUUGUUUCUGUUACUUGUAAUAUUCAUUUUUCGUUGGUUAUUGUAAUGGGUUAAAUAAAAUAUUUGAAGAGCGAA